Molecule: messenger RNA, 800 nt
Organism: Daldinia loculata
Lineage: Eukaryota; Fungi; Ascomycota; Sordariomycetes; Xylariales; Hypoxylaceae
Exons: 1
Coding region: 84-800 (238 amino acids)
Source: RefSeq, a predicted model, not a curated record
GUUGAUAAUUAUCCAUCGCCGAAACCCAUCGUUACCACCACCACCUGCUUACCAUCCCGCGUAACCAUUGCCAGCUUCUGAUAAUGGAUCGAUGCAAUAACCAGCCCGAAUCUCCCGCGGCCCCUCGGCCAGCAGCAGGAGCAACAGCUGAUUCUCUAGACACUCCUGUACCGACAUCUCCUGCACUGUCUACACUAUCAUCAAUCUACUCUCCGAGAUUUACUGCGGCAGCUCCUAUCAGGUCUCCUUCUGCACGUGGACCGAGGCAGUAUCCGUCUACUAACGAUCCUCAAUUCCUAGAUGACCGCUUUCAUCCAGAAACUGUUCCUCGCACUUGGUCGGCUCCACGCGAUCCUCGCUUCGAACUACUAUCAAUAUUUUCUAGUCUCGAGGUGUAUAAAGGAGAAAAUUCGGACAACAAUGGCCUGGACGCUGCCCAGAGUGCCAUAGGCCAUGCGAUCAUGACAUACAAGAAGAGUCUUCUGGACGAACUGGAGGAAGAAGGCACCAUAUUUGGACUUAAGGUUCAACUGCCGCCCGACGCUGGAGACUAUGGGGUUGUGAGAGAGACGAUUGAAUCUGAGGCUUUUGAAUAUUUCGACCGACUACAAGUAGCAAUAGCGGCGCACGAAUUCCGUGAGCAUGGCGUGCCUAGAGAGCGCCGUGUUGACUUCUUUGGACCACCUCCCCCUAGGGAAAUGCGCGAUACUGGACUCUAUGCAAAUCGCGCUCAUAUUAUAAGUAGGCACUCAUUAGAAUCGAAUGACCCGCGGGAUAUUAUCAACUCGAUGCGGCGAUAA